GAACCAGCACCUCCAGGGAGCUGCAGCCGCUCCAGCCAUGGUCCCCAGGCGCCCUGCCAGCCUAGAGGUCACUGUAGCCUGCUAUUGGCUCCUCACUGUUAUUCUAGGCUUCUGCAUAUCCUUCAACGUUGAUGUGAAAAAUUCAAUGAGUUUCAGUGGCCCAGUGGAAGACAUGUUUGGAUACACCGUUCAACAAUAUGAAAAUGAAGAAGGAAAAUGGGUUCUCAUUGGUUCUCCUUUAGAUGGUCAACCCAAAGCAAGAACCGGAGAUGUCUAUAAGUGCCCAGUUGGGAGAGAGAGACCAAUGCCUUGCGUGAAGUUGGAUUUACCAGUGAACACAUCGAUUCCCAAUGUCACAGAAAUAAAAGAAAACAUGACAUUUGGAUCAACUCUAGUCACCAACCCAAAUGGAGGAUUUCUGGCAUGUGGGCCUUUGUAUGCCUAUAGAUGUGGACAUUUGCAUUAUACAACUGGAAUCUGUUCUGAUGUCAGCCCUACAUUUCAAGUUCUGAACUCCUUUGCCCUUGUACAAGAAUGCAGCACCCAGCUGGACAUAGUCAUUGUCCUGGAUGGCUCCAACAGCAUCUACCCCUGGGAAAGUGUCACCGCUUUUCUAAAUGACCUCCUCCAGAGGAUGGAUAUUGGCCCUAAACAGACACAGGUUGGAAUUGUACAGUAUGGAGAAAAUGUAACCCAUGAGUUCAACCUCAAUAAGUAUUCAUCUACAGAAGAGGUACUUGUUGCAGCAAAGAAAAUAGGCCGGAGAGGUGGUCUACAGACAAUGACAGCCCUUGGAAUAGACACAGCCAGGAAAGAGGCAUUCACUGAAGCCCGGGGUGCCAGGAGGGGCGUUAAAAAAGUCAUGGUCAUAGUGACUGAUGGAGAAUCACAUGAUAACUAUCGACUGAAACAGGUCAUCCAAGACUGCGAGGAUGAAAACAUCCAGCGAUUUUCCAUAGCUAUCCUCGGUCACUAUAACAGAGGGAACUUAAGCAGUGAAAAAUUUGUCGAGGAAAUAAAAUCAAUCGCAAGCAAGCCCACUGAAAAGCAUUUCUUCAAUGUCUCAGAUGAGUUGGCCCUGGUCACUAUUGUUAAAGCUCUGGGAGAAAGGAUAUUUGCCUUGGAAGCUACAGCGGAUCAGUCAGCAGCUUCAUUUGAGAUGGAAAUGUCUCAGACCGGCUUCAGUGCUCAUUAUUCACAGGACUGGAUCAUGCUUGGAGCAGUGGGAGCCUAUGACUGGAAUGGAACUGUAGUCAUGCAGAAGGCUAAUCGGACUGUCGUCCCUCAAAACACCACGUUUCAAACUGAGCCCACCAAAAUGAACGAGCCUCUUGCUUCUUAUUUAGGUUACACAGUGAACUCUGCCACUGUCCCUGGAGAUGUGCUCUACAUCGCUGGACAACCUCGGUACAAUCAUACAGGCCAGGUCGUCAUAUACAAGAUGGAGGAUGGGAACAUCAAAAUUCUCCAGACACUUAGUGGAGAGCAGAUCGGUUCCUACUUUGGUAGCGUGUUGACAACAAUUGACACUGACAAAGAUUCUUAUACUGACCUGCUUCUCGUUGGGGCCCCCAUGUACAUGGGGACAGAGAAAGAGGAACAGGGCAAAGUGUACGUGUACGCUGUGAAUCAGACAAGGUUUGAAUAUCAGAUGAGCCUGGAACCAAUUAAGCAGACAUGCUGUUCAUCUUUGAAGGAUAAUUCAUGCACAAAAGAAAACAAGAAUGAACCCUGUGGGGCCCGAUUUGGAACAGCAAUUGCUGCUGUAAAAGACCUCAACCUGGAUGGAUUUAAUGACAUUGUGAUCGGAGCUCCUCUGGAGAACGACCAUGCAGGAGCUGUGUACAUUUAUCACGGCAGUGACAAGACCAUAAGGAAGGAGUAUGCACAACGUAUUCCAUCAGGUGGGGAUGGCAAGACACUGAAAUUUUUUGGCCAGUCUAUCCAUGGAGAGAUGGAUUUAAAUGGUGAUGGUCUGACUGAUGUGACCAUUGGAGGCCUUGGUGGAGCUGCCCUCUUCUGGGCCAGAGAUGUGGCGGUAGUUAAAGUGACCAUGGAUUUUGAACCCAAUAAAGUGAAUAUUCAAAAGAAAAACUGCCGCGUUGAAGGAAAAGAAACAGUAUGCAUAAAUGCUACAAUAUGUUUUUAUGUGAAAUUAAAGUCUAAAGAAGACUCCGUUUAUGAAGCUGAUCUACAGUACCGUGUCACCCUCGAUUCACUGAGGCAGAUAUCACGGAGUUUUUUCUCUGGGACUCAGGAAAGAAAGAUUCAAAGAAACAUCACCGUUCGGGAAUCAGAAUGCACUAGGCACUCCUUCCACAUGUUGGACAAGCAUGACUUUCAGGACUCCGUGAGAGUGACUUUGGAUUUUAAUCUUACUGAUCCAGAAAAUGGGCCUGUGCUUGAUGGUGCUCUGCCGAACUCAGUCCACGAACGUAUUCCCUUUGCCAAAGACUGUGGAAACAAGGAAAAAUGCAUCUCAGACCUCACUCUGGAUGUGGCCACCACAGAAAAGAGCCUGUUGAUUGUCAGGUCCCAGAAUGACAAGUUCAAUCUCAGUCUCACAGUGAAAAACAAAAGAGACAGUGCCUACAACACCAGGACAAUAGUGCAGUAUUCCCCAAACUUGAUUUUUUCAGGAAUUGAGGGGAUCCAAAAAGAUAGUUGUGAAUCCAAUGAAAAUAUCACAUGCAGAGUUGGGUAUCCUUUCCUGAAGACAGGAGAAAUGGUAACCUUCAAAAUAAUAUUCCAGUUUAAUACAUCAUAUCUCGCAGAAAAUGCAAUUAUUCAUUUAAUUGCAACAAGUGACAGCGAAGAGCCACCCGGAUCUCUUUAUGACAAUGAAGUAAACAUAUCCAUCCCAGUUAAAUAUGAAGUCGGACUACAGUUUCACAGUUCUGCAAGUGAACACCACAUCUCAAUUGCAGCCAAUGAGACUAUCCCUGAACUCAUUAAUUCCACUAGUGACAUUGGAAAUGAAAUCAAUGUCUUCUACAUGAUCAGAAAAAGGAGCCAUUUCCCAAUGCCAGAACUUCAGCUGUCAAUCUCUUUCCCCAACUUGACAUCAGAUGGUUAUCCUAUACUUUACCCAACUGGAUGGUCAUCUUCUGAUAAUGUGAACUGCAAACCUCGGAGCCUUGAGGACCCUUUUGGUAUCAACUCUGGGAAGAAAAUGAUAAUAUCAAAGUCUGAGGAUCUCAAAGGAGGCACAAUCCAGGAUUGCAGCACCUGUAAAUUUGCCACCAUCACGUGCCAUCUCAUUCCUUCCGAUGUGAGCCAAGUGAACGUUUCACUCAUCUUGUGGAAACCAACUUUCAUAAAAACUCAAUUUUCCAGCUUAAAUCUUACUAUAAGGGGAGAACUUCAAAGUGAAAACACAACACUGACGUUAAGUAGCAGCAAUCGGAAACGAGAGCUGGCUAUUCUAAUCUCCAAAGACGGAGUCCCAGGCAGAGUGCCGCUGUGGGUCAUCCUCCUGAGUGCCUUCGCUGGUCUGCUGCUCUUGAUGCUGCUUAUAUUAGCACUUUGGAAGAUUGGAUUCUUCAAAAGGCCACUAAAGAAGAAAAUGGAGAAAUGAAAUAUUUUACAGGAGAAAAAGAGAACAGUAACAACUAUUCAAUGAUCUAUCCUCAGGUUUGCCUCAGUCAUGUGAGAAGAAAUUCAUAAAUAUAACCAAAGACAUGGUCACAUAACUAUAGUGUAAUCCAUUAUUCAGCUGGGAUUACUCACUUGGAAAGUGACAGAUCAAGUUUGAUACAAGAAGGGUACCCAAAGAUAUAGUUUAGAUGAGAAAUACUUUUUAAUAACUACUCAUUUUUGCUGAGUAAGUGAAAUGACAAAAUGUUUUAAAGAAGAAUCCCUAUGUACUUACAUGUUUUUGUGUAUGUGUUUAAAUGCCAUGUGGAGUAUUUAAGGGAUGCGCAAAAGAGCUUUGUGUUCACUGAACAGUUACUCUCAGCACAAUGUAAAUUAAGUUUUCCCCCUUUAUGACACCUUCAGAGAGACACUCAGCAUUUGUAAAUGACCACAAAAGAAUGGAGUUGAAAAGAUCUCCCAAGUCUAAUGAGAAAAGCUUUGCCUAACAGAGCCCAUAUAAAAUAUAGACUGAAAACUGAAUUAAAUCCCGGAGCUGACACUCAAUGACUUCUUGGAUUCUGUAGUUGGGAAUAGUGUUUCCCAAUGUGAUUGGAGAAUAGUGCAAUUGAGCUUAAAUUCUACAUAUAAUAGACAGUCAAGUGAGAGUGACAUUUAAAAACAAGUGCACUGAAUCUAUUCAUUUAAACUUUUACAAAAAGUAAAAGUGAUUAAUUUAUAUUGAGCUCUAAAACAUGGAACUCUUUUACAAAGAAAAAACAGAGCACUUAAAGCAGUUUGUGUAGCAUAACAGUGAUUAGUCAUGAAAAGUCACAGUGUGUGAUGCCCAGAAGGUUUAAUGAAACAUGACAGCAUAGAUAGAUUACCCAAAAAGACUACAGUCACCACUGCUGAGUAGUUGUUUAAUGCGAAGGCUUCUUGAUGUUACAUUAAAGUAGGAGACUUCUCAACUCUUUGGUAUAGGGUUCAUUUAAAAUCCCAAGAUAUGAUUGUUUAUUUUUGAAAUUUUCCCAAUAUGUUUCAUGUUACUAUUGAAAAAGCAGUCUCCCAAGUUAGCCAAGUUAGUUUUGUAUUUUCCCAAGAACACACUGCUUUUGAACAUGGCAUAUCAGUAUAAAAAGAAACCAAGAAAUACGGUUUAAAGAAGUUGUACCUUGAAAACUUAAAGCAACAGAAAGAUAGAACUCAUUUGUGUGCACUUCUGUGUUCCCGAAGUUCCUAAGGAUCUUGGACUCUGCUGUAAUUGAGCUCCCAGAUUGCUCCAUUUCUAAGAAAAAUAACAAUGAAUGAAUGUACAAGUAUCUUCAUGUGUGAACUACUGCUGUAACAUUUGCUGAUUCUUCCUACCCAAAGCCACUUCUCCACUUGAUAGACCACCAUCAGACUGGAACCUGUCAACAUCCCCAAAGAGCUGGACUCUGCUCUCCUCAAAAUACAGCAAAUCAACAGAGCGAUUAAGUGCUAUGGGUUUGAAUAUCGAAAUUUUAUUUCUGAGGAAUUAUCUUCGGGCUCAGAUUCAGCCUACCUCUUGGCUUUCCAGCCUUACAUGUAAGGUCCUAAGGCCUAAGGGAUGGACCUGAGGAUGCUACAGUCAUCCCUGGCUGGAAGAAAGGUGGACAGGAAAGGAGAAGAAGGAAGAUGUGUUCUCUAUUCUUACCCCCCCACACACACUGGCUUCAGAAGUCAGACCUUCUUCUGUCUCUUAUUUCCCCAUCAUAACUCAGGUGUUUCUUGCUCAGUUACCAUGGUGUCCAACUCCAGCACACACCACUCAGCAGCCCUACUCCUAACUCCUAACUUGGGAAUGAAAUUCAACCAAUAAAUUUAGAUUCAUCUUUGACAUCAAGGACUGCCAGGCACUGAACUUUGUCCACUGAGCUGUAAGUGUGCAUAUUUAAACUAAAAACUGUUGUUAAGCCAAAAGGAUGAAGCAGAAAUGAGAACAUUUUAAAGUUUAAGUAGAGGAAGAGCAGUUUGGCCGGAUAAAAAGGUGCCAAAGACACUUGCCUACUGGUUUUCAUUAUACGUUAUUCCUGGCUAGUAUUAAGCAUUUAAAAGGAAUCGGACAUCUUAUUUCUGUAGUAUCAUAAUCGAGUCUCUGUGUGUGUGCAUAAUUGUUUGCACACACAUACAUAUGCCAUAUAAACACAGAAAAACUGAAGAAUAACAAAUGACAGAACUUUACAACAGAACAAUAAUAAGCACACAAAAGCAACACUGGUGAUGAAAGUUGGUUUCCUUUGCUUCUCACACAGUAUUUACAUUCAUUAAUAUUUAAGUUUCUUCAUUAUUUUGUAAGCUAAAAUAUAAAUGCAGAGGCUUUGCUUUUACAAAUGAUAACAGAUGUCCAAAAUUAUAUAUUCUAGAACAUAUAAAUAGUUAAGAACUAUACUGAAUUCUAUAACAUUAUUUUAAGACAAUAAGAAAAACUGCAGGAUAGUUAAGACUAUUUAUGAACUUAUGGAUUAAAAUAAGUCACCACACAUCUUGUACCUUUGAUUUUUUAGCACCGUUGUUUCCACUGUGAACUGACGACCUGAGCACGCAUUCUCUUUCCUGCGUACUCACACAAUGGAACACAAAUAAAUUAUUCAUCAAAUUGUUCUUCAAGAGGGAAAAUUGCCCCAAUAUUUGAUUUCUUAGGCUUCAUUGUUCUCUCCAUAUCCACUUCCAGGCACCUAACAUAACCCUAUUCAGCUUGCAGAAUUCCUAGAAAUGUGUGUCAGAGCUUACCAACUAGAAUGAGAUACUAUAGCAUACCGCUGAACUAAACUCCAUACUACAUAGUAGAAAAACUGAGGUUUAGAGAUGCAGAUCAGUGUUCAUAGUCUAUACACACACCUAAGCACACACUCAAUCAAGCUUCAAGUUAUGCUGAAAACACUGGUUGUAGCAAUCCCAGGAUUUAGAACACUACAGAUGACCCAUCCUUUAGUUUUAAAUUUCCAAGAGUCAUCAUAGUUUAAUAUGAAUAAAGCAAUAUGAUCUUGCAGGAGGAAGUAGCUGAAAGCAAGAAAAUGCAGUGGAUAACCUGCACUCCACCAAGAGCCAGCCACUCAGGAGUCACACAAAAGCAGUUCCACUUUCUCACGAAACUCACAGGCCUGAAAGUGAGAUGAGGAAAGGUCUUUGGCAACAUUUCUAGCUUUUGUGAUCCAAUGUAAACAUCCGUGGUGCAAUUUGUCAAACUAUUUUUCUCUGAGCACUGGGAUCACUGGCUACUUGGACCCCAAAUAUUUUCUGUGUCAUAUGUAUACUUGAAAAAAAGCAUAUAGGAAAAAAGGGGAUUUUUACAAUAUAAAAUUUGAUGCUUAGGCAUCCAGAUAAUUUUAAUCUAUAAGUAUAUGUAUAAAUGUGCACAUAUUUUUCAUAGAGCAUCAUCUACUUUUCCUUUUGUAAACUGGGGUCUAGGUUCAAUUGGAAAGCAGAAAUAUUUGUAUAAAAAUUUGUGAUUGAAUAGCAGCGUAUUACAGUUGAGACUAGAAAAGCCCUGGUUUCACUCUUAGUAGGGCCACAGCUAACACACUGAAUGGCAGUCAUUGGCUGCCAUGGAAUGUACUUUCCAUAGCAACUUCUUCACUGAACACACCAUCAAUUCCAUAUGAACCCCUAUCCUGUUCUGCAAGAUGCUGAGCAAACUACAGAGAACCCAGGCCCCGAGUCAGCCUCAUGGGCCAGGCCCUGAAUCUGCCUUGUGUGCCAGGUGCCCUCUAUCAUCCAAAUAAAGUGGCUUCUGACGAAUAGGUUGCUCAAAACAGCAUUUUAUGCACUCUGCAUUGGUUCUCAAAACUUCUUAAGCAUCCUUCUCCCCAUCACUCUUCUCCUCAAAUGGUUUUCAGGAAUAGUGCCUUAGUAGACUGUUAUUAAGACAUGUGCUUCUUUUGCUGUGAAUGCCAACUUCAGUGAAUAGACCAGUCAUUCAUGUUUUCCCACCCAGAUUCCUUAAUGACACUCCAAAAGGUUGCCAUGGCAUCAUACAGUAUAAUGUACUUCAGAGAUGCAGUAUCAUUCCUUGAGAGGUAUAAAACCAUAUGGGCUGUUGUUCUCCAUGCCUCUAUGGGCGAAACCAAAGGAAUUUAAGCCUUCAGCAAUUGUCCUUAGGUAUUUUAUGAACCCUCUCCUCAGCCAAGGGACAGUUCUAAAAACUGAAAGAAGGGCUUUGUCCCCAAGCUGGUGCUGUUUUAAAAUUGCAAUAUACAAAUUAAUUGCACAUAAAGGACUCUAAAUGCAGAUACAACUUAAAAAUGAAUAGUUUGGGCUCUUGCUUCCAACUGGAUGGUGGCACCCAAGCUCUAGCUACCCACAAUCCAGAAACAACCAGAGCACAUUCAAUCCGUACUGAACAGAAAGUCAAAGCACAUUUCCAAAGGUCACAUGCAAGGCUGGGUAUAGCUCAGUGGUUGAAUGCACAGAGAGCUUAUUCAAGGCCCUGGGUUUGAACUCUAACACCACAUAACAGGAACAGGUCUGAUCAUGCCACCAUUUUUCAAAUGAAAGUACUUUGUCCUCUACUCAAAAUAUACAUAAAAUUUUUAAAGAACUAAAAAAAGCACCAGUGUUAAACUAUAUCAUUGUAAUCUUGUGAACUAAUUGGUGUCUUUUAAACUCACGUUAAAAUUUUACCUCAAAGUUAGAAAUUAAGAGAUUUAGCCAUCAACCAUGAGGAGAAAACAGAGUAGCAUGAGGAGCCAGGCAAGUCCCAGUCCCGUGGUUCCUAAAACAUCUGCUCCACGGGAGCAUACAGCUCCUAACCUAUGGAAAUAGAACCUGUAGGAAUCGUGACUGUAAAGCAGGGGCCAAUGACACUCAGUGCUGUGACUGUGUUUGGCAUUAUUGUGUUUCAAUGUACAUACUCAGAGAAAGGAGCAUGGAGUUUAGAGGCCCUCAAGUAACAGUUUGAGGCUGAAUAUCUGACUGUCAUUCAUUUGAUUUAGGCAUAUAACCUGGGGACAAAAGUCUUAAAAGAAAUCUUCCAAAUUACUUAGAAUGAAAGCCCACUGUGUUCAUGAUUAGUCCCUAUUAGUAUUGUUUGUUCCCACACCUGAAUUCUAAGAGCAGGAGAGAGAUGGAGGAAGAAAAGGAAAGUGAAUAUUGAUUUUUUUCUUUCCUCCAUAGACUAGUCAUAGUGAAGAAAGCCACCACAUGUAGAUCCGAUGUCACAUGGCAACUUAUACUUUGAUAAAUACAAAAGAAAUGGGGACAGAUGAAAACAUAAAACUACCCAUGUUUGAUUUAUACCACCUAAUCCAUGAAAAUGGCCAAAAUUUUCUGAGACUCCAUGUGCCCCACCCCACAGAACUCACAAAUGUACUUGUCACUAUAAGAGUGAAAGUAUACUCUUACUUAUAGAUUAACCCUGGGCUAGUUUCUGGUGUUGACAUCUCAGAGACAUGCGAAGACUAUUGUCUGAAAUGACAGCUUGUGUAGAUUCUUCCUUCUGGAGCCAUUCCAUACAGAAGAUCCUGGUGGUUAGUUUGAGUCAUCUGCUGCCCUCACCCAGGAAGCAGUAGGUCCUGGCUGCAUCGAUUAGGAAACACUGGCCUGAAGGGAUGCUGUACUGUGUGUUAUACUGUGAAGUUGUAAGAUUGUUAAUACAUGUACACUAUGUAUCCAUCUUAUUCAAAAGAAGAAUAUUACAUUUAGGAACUACUAUUGCCAAGGAGCAUCCAUCAUUCUCCCCGCACACAUGUCUGCAUUGCCUUGUUUAAAUUAUGAAAUUGCUCAUUUUCCUAACUUACCUCAAGCCUAACUCAUCAAAGGGACAACUUAGGGGUAUGUGCAUAGAUGCAUUAGAAAAUGAUCAGGUGAAAACGCUUUGUUGACAUUCAAGAACAAAGAAGCUUUUGCAUAGAAAUUCAUGGAAUUUGCUGCGAAGUGACAGUCAAUAAUUAGAAUUAGCUGAGUGUGUGAAAGAGCAUUUUGAAUGCUCUGUGUAUGGCAUAUCCUGUGCACUGUUCUGAGGUCAAAGGUUUGAUAUUUUUGUAUAGUUCUAUCUUAUCUUGUGCUUCAGCUUUGUAAUUUACGUCAAGGUAAAUAAGCAUCCGGUUUUAUGUCUUAAAUAAAAAAUGACUCAAAGAA
Molecule: messenger RNA, 9672 nt
Organism: Mesocricetus auratus (golden hamster)
Lineage: Eukaryota; Metazoa; Chordata; Mammalia; Rodentia; Cricetidae
Gene: Itga1
Product: integrin subunit alpha 1
Exons: 29
Coding region: 38-3577 (1179 amino acids)
Biological process (GO): cell adhesion mediated by integrin; cell-matrix adhesion; integrin-mediated signaling pathway
Cellular component (GO): integrin complex; external side of plasma membrane
Molecular function (GO): integrin binding
Source: RefSeq, a predicted model, not a curated record